Messenger RNA from Clarias gariepinus (North African catfish), 4857 nucleotides. It is a transcript of the gene ankrd27, whose product is annotated as ankyrin repeat domain 27 (VPS9 domain). Gene Ontology annotation, cellular component: neuron projection; plasma membrane; late endosome. Gene Ontology annotation, biological process: neuron projection morphogenesis; early endosome to late endosome transport. The transcript has 29 exons. The record is from RefSeq and is a predicted model, not a curated record. Bases 157 to 3402 code for a protein of 1081 amino acids. Gene Ontology annotation, molecular function: SNARE binding; guanyl-nucleotide exchange factor activity. NCBI's taxonomy places the organism in Eukaryota, Metazoa, Chordata, Actinopteri, Siluriformes, Clariidae.
CUCAAGUGGUAAGGGCUUGGGGAAAUGUUGUGUCUCUGGCUAACGUUAUAAUGUCGACUCAGGCAGUCUGGGUUAUCCUCGGUUUGCUGUAAUCCAUGGUAAAGCUGUCAUGCAGAAGAAACUGACAUAAAGCAGGAGUCUGAGUGCUGGGUCCCUAUGGCUGUGUAUGAUGAGAAUAUUCUGAAGAAUCCAUUUUAUCUGGCACUGGAGAAACAAAGACCGGACCUCUGCGCCAGAGUGGCAGAAGUGCAUGGCAUUGUCUUGGUUCCAUGUUGUGGAAGUUUAACAGCUAGUUCAUACACAGCAGCACAGUUUGAGAGCUAUGUCCUCUUGCCUGCAGAACAGGGCUUCCAGACAAUUGAUGGAAAGGAGGUGUCCAUAGAAAAUAACCAAGUGCAUUUGGCAACAGGGUUUGUGAGCCCUGCUUCAGUCCCCAUUUUGUUUGAAGAGACAUUCUACAAUGACAAGGAGCAGGCCUACAGUAUCCUGUGUAUCGCUCGGCUUAUUGAGUCUGAGCCGAGCACAGUCGAGCUGAGUCCUGUCGUUGCACACUAUUGCCUGAAGAACGUCGAGGAGGUAAAGGACUUCCUGGGCCGUCAUGCAGAGAAACUGGAUAAAUUCAUUGCUCCCUUUCGCCAGACCUUUAAAGAGCAGGAAAGGAAAAGUCUGCGCCAUCACAUAGAUGCUGUACAUGCUCUAUAUACGAAAUGUCUUCAGUGCUUACUGCGAGAUUCACGCCUGAAGGUGCUGACCAAGCAGGAGCUUCAGAUGACCCUUCUCAAACAAGCAGUUGAGAUGUACAUUCAUGACUGUAUCCAUGAUCUCCUCUUUCGUUAUGUUGGAACUCUUGAAGCAACUCAGGAUGCUGCAUUCAAUAAAACUACAAGAGGGCUGCAAGAGCUGCAGCAGAAAGAUCUUGGAGUGAAGUCAGAAUUCAGUAUAAAUAUUCCUCGUGCCAAGAGGGAAUUAAGUCAGCUUAACCGCUGCAGCUCUCCUCAGCAGAAGCUGCUCUGUCUUAGGAAGGUUGCCUUCACCAUCAUGCAGUCACCCAGCCGCAAAGUUAACUUGGAGGCUGUAUGUGCAGAUGAUCUCCUUUCAGUGAUUCUGUACCUCCUGGUGAAAACCGAGAUCCCUAAUUGGAUGGCAAAUCUCAGCUACAUUAAAAACUUCCAUUUUUGUAACUCUACCAAGGAUGACCUGAGUUACUGCCUGACGUCGUUUGAGGCAGCUGUGGAGUACAUCAGCCAAGGCAACCUUAAUCAAGGGUCGACGGGUUCAGGAGAGCUGAAUGACAAACUGUUCUUCAGGCAAAAGAUGAAUCUUCUUUCCCAGAGCGCUUCUACACCUAUAGACUGUUUGUUUGAGCAUAUAGCAAAUGGAAACAAUGAAGAAGUCCAGCACUUGCUAAGUGAAGGAGAGAGCGAGGAAGACAGGAAACUGAUGUGUCACCCACUGUGCUCCUGUGAUGCAUGUGACCUCCGUUUGACAGGGAGAUUAAAUGACCCAUCCAUAGUCACUCCAUUUUCCCGGGACGACCGAGGCUACACUCCUCUUCAUGUUGCUGCUAUAUGUGGUCAGUCACAGCUGGUUGAACUGUUGGUGUCAAAGGGAGCUGCAGUAAAUGCCACAGACUACCACGGCCUCACAGCUCUGCACCUCUCCUGCCAGAAGGGUUACCAGGGAGUCACGCUGCUGCUGUUGCACUAUAAAGCAAACACAGACGCUCAGGACAACAAUGGGAACACACCGCUUCACCUAGCUUGCAUGUAUGGCCAUGAGGAUUGUGUAAAGGCACUGGUUUACUACGACAUGCACACAUGUCAGCUAAACGUACAGAAUGACAAGGGGGAUACGGCACUGCACAUCGCGGCUCGUUGGGGUUACGGAGGCAUCAUGGAGGUGCUGCUGGAGAACGGCGCCUCCACACUCCUACUUAACAAGGCCAAUCAGAGCCCACUGCACUGCGCACUCAACUCCAGGGUUUUGUCCUUGCUGGAGCGCACAUAUGGAAGUGCAGGUAAAAAGACUCCCAGUCCUUCUCCACAGUCAGCUGACAGCAGCAGCAGACGUACCUCUGUGUCCAGUAUGUCCUCAACAGUCUCUCUGGAGGCUAGUUCUGAAAGUGAUCGCACUCGCCAAAAGGAGGUGGAAAAGUUACUGCGGGCAGUGGCAGAUGGAGACGUGGAAAUGGUACGCUACCUGUUGGAGUGGUUAGAUGAAGAGCCAGAGGAUGAAGAGAAAACUGAAUUGCCUGCAAAGACAGACCUAUGCCAUCCUCUGUGCCAGUGUCCAAAGUGUGAACCCACACAAAAGAAGUUACGCACCCUGCAGCUCGACAGGUUGGGAGUGAACAGCAGCAGCACAGAUGGUUUCAUGCCUCUGCACGUUGCAGCCCUGCAUGGACACACAGCACUAAUCUCAUUGCUCAUCCGCCAUGGAGCCAACAUCAACGCCUGUAAUGGUCAGAACGCCACUCCACUCCAUCUGGCCUGCCAGAAUAGCCACACACAGGUAGUGAGAUCUCUGGUGGAGUGCAAUGCCAAGCUAAAUAAGAAGGAUCAGUAUGGGAACACUCCACUGAUCCAAGCCUGUUUAAAGGGACAUGAGGAGAUAGUAGCAGUUCUGUUAGAGAGUGGCGCUUCAUUGAACCAGUCCAACAAUCAGGGGAACACGGCUCUACACGAGGCAGUGAGAGGAGGACAUCAAACUCUGGUGGAACUGCUGCUACAGGCUGGGGCACUCACAAACCUCAGGAACAACAGACAGUGCACUGCAGUGGACUGUGCUCAGGAGACUAACACAGCGAUUCUGAGGAUUCUCCAGAAAGCCUGUGUGUGCGGUCUUGACGCUGAAUCAGUCAAACGGUUCUGCAUAGCCCAAAGACAUCUAGCGCCCUCUGUUGUCCAACACAAGAGUCCUGAUAUGCAAAGAAUACAGCAGAUGAAUAAAUCACAAGACAGUACCAUACUUCUCUCUACCAACUCUUCAUAUAAGGAUUUAGACGAUCUAAGUUAUAGAAGGCGACUACGUCGGGGAGAGACUGUUGAUGGCUGCGACUUUUUGAACCAUCUGCCUGAAAACUCGCGUUCUUUGAAAAGGGCUGCACUGAACCAGGGCAGAAGCUUAAACCGCAGUCACACCAUACACCAGGACCUGACUUGUGGCUCCUCCACGGACCUGGAUCAUAUGCAGAGUAGCUCCAAUGCAGUCAUAAUGGUUGAUAUUGAACAGAGUGAUUAUGCCACCAACCUCUCAUCAGAACCUGAGCAGGUUAUUGGCAAGGCUGACGAGAGUGUACACGCCACCUUGGAGGAGAAAGAGGAGGAGGAGGAUGAGGAAGAUCAGAACAUGGACAAAAACCUUUAUAUGGUUUCCGCAGAGAUGGAUAAUAUUGUGCUCUGAGGACUUCAGAGGCUGCUCUAACUUUAAACACGAUGAAACAAGAAAAUCACUAUAGAGGCUAUGCAUUUAGCUGUUCUGACUAUGGUUUAAUAUCUGUGCUUCAGUCUGCAUUUCCAAACUCACCCCAGCCACUGACAUGAACAGCUGCUUUAGCUCAAAUCUGAACUGCUUUUAAAAUGUCUAAAGCUUCAGAUUUAAUUUAGUGAACUGACUUUGAGACACAAUUUAAAUGAAACUGUCAGGGUUGAGAGGAUUUGUGAAUUAAAGUAUGUACUCUCAACAGGCACGAUUAAUGUUAUAAGUAUUAUUUGCAAUAUGAAGGGAGAUAAGGAUGAGUUAUGAAAUGAAGAUAUAUUUCUAGGACUGAAACGAUCACAGUGUGACACAAAAUGGGAUGCUGAUAAAUUGUCUACAUUUUAAAAGUCCCAGAUCUUAGUUUGUUUUAGUAAUAUAUCCCUUUUUGCUAAAAUCCAGAUCUAACAAUGUGUGGCUUUAUGUAGAUGAAGUAGUCAGAAUUUCCCUGUUAGGAGCCUUUCAAAAUUGGAGAAACAACUUAAAACACCUUUAAGAAACAGUUUAGCCUGCAGUUUUAUUUGCCCAGCACUUUUACCAGCAUAGAUUUAUUUUCCUAGUGUCAUAAAAAGGGAUGAUUGGUUAUCAUUUUUACUUUUUAAGGUCCAGUUUAUCACUUGACUCUUUUUGAUAUAAACUUAUCAAGCCGGUUGUAUGUUUCAUUAGCUUAGGCGUCACUUAAGCUGAUUUUACACAAGACUGCAUGAAUGACAAGAUAUUUCCAUGCAAGCCAUGUUUCUUAGAAGUCUUCUAACAUGCUUUGUAAGUUUAUUUUCGACAAGAAAUUUCACCUUUCUUCAUAAAUUUUGUGUACUACUUGGGUAGUUUUGAAAUUGAUUUUUCUUCCAUCUUUAUUUGAUUGAGGAAUUUUAAAGUGUGGAAUGUAGAUAUGAAAACAAUGCCUCGCUUUUAAAUGCCAAGGACAUUCAUCUUACUUCAUAUUCUUAACUCAUUUAAACCUUCUUUGAUGCAUAAACAAAGUAUAGAGGAGAGAAUAUUCUGGUCCGGUACUGUUUUAAGCAUGCACUUUAAUCUUUAAAUACAUACACACAUGUACAUGUUCUUUUUAUAAUGACUAAUCCUAACAUGGAAUAGGUUCACUGUGUUUUUUUUUUUUUUUAGAUUUGGGUCUAAUUUGAACUUUUUUCCUCAGAAAAAUAAUUGCAAGAUCGCAAUUAAUAAUGAAACAAAACUUUCUGGAUUGUAGCAUCUUUACAUCUCUAAUCUGGAAAAAAUAGUGAUUAUUUUUUAUACAUGUCCCUAUAAGUGUUAUUCAUGUACCAAUUCAGUGAAUGUGCCUUAUUUAAACAGGGUCAGAAUAACCUAAGAUAACGUCAUACAUCAACAUUCAAGAGUGAUUAAUAAAAAAACAUGUUCAGGCUG